AUGCAUCUGCCGGCCGCCGCGGCCGCCGACUGGAGAAGGGAGAUGACGUGGAGGGCCGAGGAGGAGACGAGGCCCGAAGUGGGCUCGUCCACAAGCAAGACUCCCGGGCCACAUGGCCGAGGCAAGGUCUCGGAUGACCUGGCAGGCCCGGUGGUAGGGAAGACGGAAGAGGCCGGUGUAGGUGAAGGUCUCCUCGACCGUGAGGUGGGGGAAGAAGGAGUCGUCUUGGCUGACGUAGCCCGACAGGCAGCGGAAGGCGGAAGGGUCGACGGGGCGACAAUAAUCAAGUUUGGGAACGAUAAUCAACAGUUGGGUUCUGACGAAGCUACCCAGAAUCAGUAA
Striga asiatica is the source of this 342-nucleotide messenger RNA. The record is from the annotation of a GenBank genome assembly. Lineage: Eukaryota; Viridiplantae; Streptophyta; Magnoliopsida; Lamiales; Orobanchaceae.